This is a messenger RNA of Ailuropoda melanoleuca (giant panda), 5868 nucleotides long. It is a transcript of the gene RCAN3, whose product is annotated as regulator of calcineurin 3. Gene Ontology annotation, cellular component: nucleus; cytoplasm. The record is from RefSeq and is a predicted model, not a curated record. Bases 180 to 905 code for a protein of 241 amino acids. NCBI's taxonomy places the organism in Eukaryota, Metazoa, Chordata, Mammalia, Carnivora, Ursidae. Gene Ontology annotation, biological process: calcium-mediated signaling. The transcript has 5 exons. Gene Ontology annotation, molecular function: calcium-dependent protein serine/threonine phosphatase regulator activity; nucleic acid binding.
CGCCCGCCGCGUCUCCCCAGGCCCCGCUCCUUGCGGCGCCCGGGCUCCCGCGUAGUCCGUCGGGCCGCCCCGGCCUCGCUCCUGCCCGCCUUCCCUCCUUCCUGCAGCGGCCAAGCGCGCAGAUGCCUGGUAGACACCUUAGGACUUUAAAAACGGACAAGACCUGCUUUUAGGGGAUAAUGCUGAGUGACACUAUGAAAUCUUGGAAUGAUAGCCAGUCAGAUCUCUGUAGCAGUGACCAAGAAGAGGAAGAAGAGAUGGUUUUUGGUGAAAAUGAAGAUGAUUUGGAAGAGAUGAUGGAUUUCAGUGAUCUGCCUACCUCACUUUUUGCUUGCAGUGUCCACGAAGCCGUGUUUGAGGUGCAAGAGCAGAAGGAGAGAUUUGAAGCACUUUUCACUGUCUAUGAUGACCAAGUGACGUUUCAGUUGCUUAAAAGCUUUAGAAGAGUCAGAAUAAAUUUCAGCAAACCCGAAGCAGCAGCAAGAGCACGAAUAGAGCUCAACGACACGGACUUCAACGGGAAAAAGCUGAAGCUGUAUUUUGCACAGGUACAGAUGUCUGGUGAAACACGGGACAAGUCGUAUUUACUGCCGCCCCAGCCGGUCAAGCAGUUCCUCAUUUCCCCUCCCGCAUCGCCGCCAGUGGGGUGGAAGCAGGGGGAAGACGCGAUGCCCGUUAUAAACUAUGACUUACUCUGUGCGGUUUCCAAACUGGGACCAGGAGAGAAAUACGAGCUCCAUGCAGGAACUGAGUCGACGCCAAGCGUGGUGGUUCAUGUCUGCGAAAGCGAAACCGAAGAGGAAGAAGAAACAAAAAACCCCAAACAGAAAAUUACCCAGACGAGGCGCCCCGAACCUCCAGCCGCAGCCCUGAGUGAGCCCCAGACCUUCGAUGGGGCGCUGUGAGGCCUCUGGGUGCGGUGCGAGGCAGCUGCCCCCGGGGCUCCGCACGGGAGGUCCGCGCCCUUUCCGGGGCGCUCCUGCUCGCCGUGCGUGGAGGUGAGGCUGGGUGCUGCCACGCACACCCACGCUGCGGACCUGGCGGUGGAGAGUAGCCGGUCAUUUGACCUGUUCAGAAUUUUAACAGAUAGUCUGAAUAGGAUCAGCCCCCAACAUGUUGCAACUCUUGACUGUUUUUAAGCAGUAGCAGAUUAGGAAAUUUGUCGGAUUCCUGGCUCCCUCCAGCAGUGUUCAUUUCCCGGAUUCCCUAUAGCACGGGGUCCCCCCAAAACUAAAGCUGUAGUCCCCAAGUGCAGUACCAUUUUUAUGAACUCACAAAUAGUCUCACGAUUGUAAUAAUCUAACGUGGGUAUUCGGUUCUGGCAUAAUGGCUUCCAGCUAAUCGAUCUGUCGAUCAAAGGUGGUUCUUCAACAUACAUGAAAUUUUUUGCACAAGAAGAGAUCUGAAAUCUAGAAUAAUUCAUCGAGGGUCAUUUUUCUCGAGUUGUUUUUUUCUUCAGCUUUGGGGAGGAAAUGCCAAAUUCACUUUGGCUGUUGGACUCCGGUGGCACAGAUCUGUGUGCGUGUUACUCUCUUCCCUGUUACUCUUGCUUAAGAGAGGAAAGUGCCGCACGGACCACUGUCCCUGAUGCGUCGUCCCUCCCAGAGAACUGCUACUUUGGAAGCGGGGCCUGCCGCCCGUAAGUCUGACUGAUGAUGACCUAGGGGGCCGCUGUGGUCUGGUCUGUGACCGCGUGCGAGCCCACCCGUAGCAUCCCCAACUGUUCUCAGCCCCCGGUUGAGUUUUUUAACGUUGUACCUGUUGCGUGUGUCAUUCAGAGACUGUCAGUUAGAAAAGGUAAUAAGAUUUUCUGAAGACCAUUUUUUUAAUUGUCUAUUUAAACAUCUUCCAGUUUGCUCUGAAAGAAAAGGCACACAUAUUGUUUUUCUAUGAAUCAGGGAAAGAUGGGGGAAAUCGAGAUCAUUCCGUCUGUCAGACUUUGGUUUUGGUGCAGUAUUUUACCCUGGCCGACAGCUGGCGUUUCCCCCUAAAACAGGACUGGGCAGUGGAAGCUCCUAAAGCAGAAAUAAGCAUCUUUUUUCCUUUCUGUGGUCUGUUCAGACUUGGCGGUCCCUUUAUAGAAAAGGCUCGUAACGAAGAAAACUUGGCUUUGCUCAAGUUUGCUUGGUUCUGCUGCCGUCUGUUCACGGUGCCGUGUUCUGUGUGUCACGUGUCUGGAGCUCCCUGGUGCGGGUGCGAAGGGGCUGCACAUCGGAGUUUGGACUGAUAAACCAAUGCGGCCGCCACCACCCAGAAAGAAGAAUGCAGAAAUUCAUAGUGUCUGUACACGUUUGGUAACAUGUUUCGUGGUUUAGAGGUUCUUACUAUGAUAGAAUUUAUUUCUGAGGACUUAAACUCUAUUGCCAAAAAAAAAAAGUUUUCUGUUUUUCCUUGCACUCAAAAAUUCUGGGAUGAUAAGCUCUGCUCUUUAUGUACGUCCACCCCUGCUCAGCCUCAGUAUAAAUUCGGUUAAAAUUCGUGAUUCCCUAAGCAGUUUGUUACAUUCAGAUCGGCAUUUGGCAAUUUAACAGCCUCUUCGUAAAUUUGCUUUGCACUCUCAGUUCACCGUUUUGCCAGUGUUUGAUCUGAUCUGGUUGCAGUAACUUGUCAUUUGCAGAAUGGACCCUGUAAAUCAGGAAAUGUGUGUAUUUUCAACAGUUGCGAAUUUUUAAAUUUCCUUUUAGGUAAUAUUUAUUCACCAUAAUUUUCUAAGUGAUCAGAAUCCAUGAUGUUUUAUUGUUUGGGUUGGCUUUCCUGGUCUUCCUUCCAGUUAAAGAAUAGUCUAUCCCUAACUUACAUAACCUGUUUUUAAAGUCAAGCAAUGCAAAUUACCUGCAUAUUUCUUUUUCUCUGUAUUUAUUUUUUUGAGAGUAUUGAAUAAAUUGGAGAAAAACUUAAACCAAAAUAAAUACAUAUUAAAUAAUUACAUAUUAAAUACAAAAUACAUAUUAUUUAAUAUAUAUGUAUAUUAAACUUUUCUGAAUGGAGAACAUUAAUAUUUUCAUUCUUUCUAGUAUAAUAUUUACAUAAGUUGAACUCUUAAGAGAAAAAGUACUAAAAACCCAAUAACUUUUAAAUAUGGUGAAAUCAACCAGGAUCUCAACAAGUAUUAUGGUCUGUGCCCUUUCUUGGCUAUUUCAUAUCCAGCUCAUAUAACCAUCUUGUAAGAGAUGAGUCUCGUGUACUUUUUUAAAGUUCCUUUUACUAAGGUUAGCUACAUUUUUCUUUUUGGAAAUUGAGUUAUUACUUAGACUUAACUCAUACUGUAGUAGCCAUGCUCUCUUUAGAAAUCAUAACUUCAUCUUGGGAAUCAAAUUCUUUAGAGCAUUGUGAGGAAAGAAGAUGAUAGUGUGUGUUAGGAAAAAAGCAUUCGUGAAGGAUAGGAAAAUCCUAACACUUAAUAAGGAUAAUCAACAGAACCCGCAGUGCAGUGGUGCAUUGGCUCCUGUGUUCUAGGUUCUUUCGACAUACCCACCUGAUGAAACUGGAAAUAAACCCAUUUAAAAAGUACGCUCAUGUGAGCAUCAACUAGUUGAAGGUGCUAAGAGACAGAAUCAGUAAAAACAGUUCCCUUGCCUUGGGAGCUGAACGUCAGGAGGAGAGCAAAUGUAUCUUCUUACGUUUUGCUUCUUCACACUUUCUCACUAAACCAAGCCACAGAAUCGAGAGCCCAGGAAGUUUUACGUUCAACAUAAAGGCUUACAUAGAACAUGGUGUGUUCGAAUCAGCUGCCGGGAGACAGGGCAGGAACAGCAGCAUCCUUCUAGAAUACGGUCCUUUUGUUUCCCACUCAUAGUAACUCCAUGUCUUCAAAAUGUUGUAAUAGAAAGUAAACAGAUUAGAAUUCCUCGGAAUCUCAGUUAUGUGCCAAAGGCGACUUUGGAAAUGAUGUAAUCUACUCGUGUGACACAGAUGAGAAAAGAGAGAUGACGCAUCUUAUUUCGAAGGCUACGGAGACUAGAUUGGCAUUCCCAACUCCCACGCUAGGCUUUUUCUCCUUUCUUCUUUCAUCGGCCUCUCAGAAGCUGUGAAUCACUGUCAUAAGAAAAUAGACAAAAAAGGGGAAAAGAAUUCUAUCUCCCCUGAAGGGAUACAGUGAAUAAGAGACAUCUGAUGAAGGCAGUGACUUAGUAAUGUCAUGAAUGCAACUGAUGUUCCAUGUUUUGUGUUUUUGUCAUCAUUGUACUGUUGGGUUGGAAUCGACUUAAAUAACGUUAUUUUGGUAGCCAGAAAAAGUGCUGACAUUUUAUGUGGGCUUUCCUAGAUUUUAGUAGUAAUGAGAUUAAAUUAUAAAGUCAUACUUGAGAUGUGAGUCUAACAAAGCAGCAUGAGAUCUAGGAUUUGGAAAUAGUUUGCAGUGGAAUGACACUCACCCAGUGAUCGUAAAAUGGAGCGCUGGUAAAGACUGAAGAGUGACCCGGGCUUCAUGUUUUUAUAUAGACUCUUUUACAGACCAUAGCUUUAUUCUUGAAAGGGAAGAUCUCAAACAUAAUGAAGCGGGGGAAAAUGUAUGAAAUUCUCUGGUGCGUCCAAGUUCCCUGACCACUGGUAUCUCUCUUUUCUUUGGAGUCAUAGACUUUCCUACCUAUCAUGCAGGUGAACUUGGUCAGCCUUCCUUUGCCCACUCACUGUGCUCCUUUUCUCCACACUUGCUUUUAUAUCCUCCUGUACAAGAGAAAACAAAUAUAAAUGUAACAAUAUAGAGGAACAAAAGAUGAGGGAAUUUGUUGCCUCCUAGCUGGGGAGGGAAGUCCAUUGUUAUAGAAGCUCACUUUUUAAAAAGUUCAAUUAACUUAAAGAAUAAGGUUUAUGAACCUUGUUCAACAAUUUAGUAAAUACUCAUUUGUUUUAUAGCCUCCCGUAAGGUAUGGGCCCGCCAGAUUCGCUUCAUUGGAAUGCCAUUGUUGUCUCUGCCCAGGAAUCAGGGGAAAAUGUUAUUAAUUUGAAGAGUGUUGUUAUUAAUAGCAAAUACACAAGCCACAAAGCAACAGAAAAUUGUAACAACUGCUAGGUUUUACUGACCAAAAAAAGAGUAUAAAAAUGGUCAUGUUCAAAAUAGAAGUUUCCAGCCAAGGUUAAGAAGAACCAAUAUUGGGCUGGGUUAAAGUGUCUCCGUCUAUUGAAACAGAGGUGUAAGGACCUUUUACUAAAUUAGGCAUGUGUGGUCUGUCUUGUGAACUGUGUUUCCUUCUGAAGCACAACCAUGUCCUGCAGACUCCAGAGUUCCUGCGUAGCUUUGACUGAACGUCCCUCCUUGUCAUAUGGAAGAUCUCUAUCUAUGCAGAGAAUACGUGUUUUUCCGUAUGGUUUUCUAUGUAGUCCGCAGUCUUCCUGACCCACACUAGGGACUGAGGAGAGCUCCAGGUGGCUAGGCUGUUCUCUUCCCGCUGCUUCUCCCCCAGGGUGGGGGCCCCAGAGGGGAGCCGUCUACGUUCUGCUGUAUCGUGCGUGUCCUCCAACGUGAAGAGAAGUUUUUCACUCAUUUCACUUCUGGCUUCAUUGGAACCAGGAGGUAAAUUUAUAAUUUUAUCUGCACAUGUUUGUGAUCUCGUGUUAUAUUCUGGGGAACAUUACUUUUCUGGUACUAUAAAUUGUAGUGAAUAUUCAUUGUACUUCGGAAACCUGGUCAGUAAUUUGUAUAUGUGUGUCCGUAUUUUAGUGUGCCUGAUGUGACAACUGCAGUUUGUAUAGCUCGUUACUUGUCAACUUUGGCUCUCCUGUAUUUUUAGGACAUUUAAAUGCUCCUUGUCCUCUCAAAGUGACAAAAGCAGAAUGUAAUUUUUUUGGAAUCCUUGUGAUUACUUGUAACAAGUUUUGUUUUUAAAGCUAAUAAAAAUAAAAUUAGGGGUUUUUUAAAAAAUCAGUCCG